Messenger RNA from Penicillium angulare, 2742 nucleotides. RefSeq names its product alpha/beta fold hydrolase. Bases 1 to 2742 code for a protein of 913 amino acids. NCBI's taxonomy places the organism in Eukaryota, Fungi, Ascomycota, Eurotiomycetes, Eurotiales, Aspergillaceae. The record is from RefSeq and is a predicted model, not a curated record. The transcript is spliced from 2 exons.
AUGCAGCCGAACGAUAGUGUCCCGGCACUCAAACCGGCCGAAUCGGCCCUCUUGAGUCGCCGUCGCCGUCGCAAGUCACUCCCUUCUCGUGGUCAGGGUGCUGGAAAUUCCGCCGAUCCAACGUCUCCGGAGCUGAUCUCGUCCUUGAUCUCGUCCCUUUCCACCAUCUCCGUGCCCCUGAACUCGCAUUUUGAAACAGUACCCCGGAUCGACUCUAAGGAUUCAUCCGAUCCUGGAUUGCCCGAGGUACCACACACUGCGCCCUGUUUCACCAUCCCUCCGUCCCAGCAGAAUGGCUUUGGGUUGAGCUUCGGCACUCACCUGGAGGAACCUGAACUCGAUUCGAGCCCAUUUUUGCAUCCGGAUGAUGCUGCAUCGUCGCCAGUCAUUCGCAUGGCCAGAGCGCCCCCAUCUCCCAAAUCACCGAGAUCACCCCGAUCGCCAAAGUUCAAACCUUUCAGUAGAUUCGAUCCAUCUCCCCGACCCGCUUCGAAGGACUCCCAUUCAUCGGCAAGGGCCGUUCCCGAGGACACGGCCUUCGGGACGAUCAGUACAGAGCCCGGCCCUCGUCUCUCCACUGCCGUGAGCGUCGCAUCCAACGGCUCAGGUGGUCGAACCAAAAGCUUGAAGGGCCAAUUCAGCCUGCUUAGAAAAUCAUCCUCCCGGGAUCUUGCAGCCACUGAGAAGGACAACCCAGCCGAUCGCUUGCGAAAAACACACAGCCUAAACGAGGGACUACGAUAUAAUACCCCCCGCAACCGGGCUAGCUUGCGCUCAAUGCAUUCCAUGGCAGACGUUGCUGAGGAGGCCGCACCCAAAGCCUCAGAUGACGGUCUUGUGGCAAGCACUCCUCCGACAAUGGAGGAACCAUCCGUUCAGACUACCCCAGAUAACCAUCAUAAUCCGGGAGGAAUUGGAAGCGGUAGAAUUAUCCCCACACGCGACUCAUCUUUACGACACCGACAUAGCCACUCCUCUGGAAAGCGGAGGUCGGCUCGUCAUAGUCGUUUCCCCUCAACUGCCAGCAAAGAAUCCAAUUCGGACAAUGGUCUACCUGGCACCAGUAAUGAUGCAGAACAGGUGACGCGGAGGAUCCAGGAGCUGAAGGAUCAGCAACAGAAGAUUAAGACGGAGCUUGAAGCAGAUGAUAGCUCUAGUAAAUCUACGAAAAUGACCCCAGUCAAGCAGCCAAAAACCCCACGCAGCACGAGUCAAGUUGAUCAAACUCGCGGAGCUCCGAAUGGAUCAGCCCAAGCCGAGCGUUCUGUUUUGAAUGACAGUGCGCCGUCACCCUCUGUUAUGACUGGUAAAAGUCGACCUGGGAAGAUUGGCGGGCCUUUAGCUUCAAAACCCACCAACUUUGCACCGCAGAUGUCCAAGUCAGCUUCGGAUAAACUUGAUGAGCAAUCGCGAUACAGAAGAUCUUUGGAGCCAACCACACCCACCCAAAGUCAUCGUCGAUCACCUUCGGGGCCCAGCAUUGCCGGUCGAACCUCAGCUACCCAUGAGCGACCAUCCAGCGUUGAUUCGAUUGAUUUAGCUGUUGAGGAUUAUGUUUUUUCUCCAAAGUUGACCCAGAAGGUUGUACAUCCAACCACGGGACGCACAAUUGCAUUUUCUGAGGUGGGCAAUCCCAAGGGUCACGUUGUCUUGUGUUGUCUCGGCAUGGGUCUCACUCGGUAUCUUCCUGCAUUUUACGAUGAAUUGGCUCGCACUCUUAACUUGAGAUUGGUGACUUUGGAUCGUCCGGGUGUAGGUGAAAGCGGACCACACCAACUUGAUGAAACAAGCAACCCUCUCAGCUGGCCUGAACUCCCAGAUGAUGUUGCUAUCGUUUGUAACUAUUUGCGAGUCACCAAAUUCUCCAUUCUGGCUCACUCUGCUGGAGCCAUUUAUGCUCUGGCUACGGCUCUUCGGAUUCCACAACAUAUUCGUGGACGAAUCCAUCUUCUGGCUCCUUGGAUCCCUCCAUCACAACUUUCCAGCAUAGGUUCACAAAAGGAACCAGCUCCAACUAAUGCAGUACCUUACUCGCAACGAAUUCUUCGCGCUCUCCCAACGUCCCUUCUCAAAGUGGCUAAUACGAGUUUCAUGAGUGCCACCAGUGCAAGUAUCACGACCAGCCUUCCUAAAUCUCCCAAACGAGCCAAACGCAAGGCCGCUGCGAAAGAAGCACCUAUCGCCGACUCAGAUUCUAUUGCAUUGGAUAUAGCCGAGGCCAAAAAUAAAAAAGAGGAUCCUGCACCAUUGGGUGGGACGAAGCCUUCCAAUGUCUCUAAUCCCUCAUAUCGGCGGAGUGACGCCACACUUGCGUCGCGGGCUAAGUCUCCAGAGGAGGAGCGAGAGCGACAGCAAGACUAUGAUACCCGCCUGACCCACAAAAUAUGGGAACUUGCUACCACCAACGCCAAUCCAGCCGUGGAUCUACUGAUUUGCCUGGAACGGCGACAGACUAUUGGUUUCCGCUAUGUUGAUAUCACUCGAUCUGUAGUGAUCCACCACGGUAGCAAAGAUACUCGCGUCCCCGUGGAGAAUGUCAAUUGGCUAGGCAAAACUAUGCGUCGAUGUGAGGUGCGCAUCCUCGAAGGCGAGGGCCAUGGUCUUAUGGCUUCUGCCGGCGUGAUGGGCAGUGUCUUGACGGAGAUUGCCAAGGAAUGGGAAGACUGGACUACUAUUGUCCAGGGCAAACGCCGAGCCACUGCUCACCACGCCGCCCGACCUGGACUUUCCAUCCAGACCUGA